AUGUCCAUGCCUAGUGCUUGUCUACUUCCUCAGAGUACCAGGUGCGCCAGAUUCCCACGGGAUUCCAGAAUUGCUGUGCCCUCGGGGGCACCUUCGGCUAUAACCAGCUUGUCGUGGCCGGCAGCAGGUACUCACAUCGCCGUCUCGAACACGGAUACUUUGUCGUUGAUCGACAAUGAAAUUGUCCCAGCAAAUGGUCCGAUCACAACCCGCACAUAUUCUCAAAUUUCACUUGAACAUCCUGCGCAAACCGCAGCAACGCGGCUGUCGCAGGCUCCAGCCGCCAUCUCUACAGAUACGCCUCCCAGUCCCAUCGCAACCACACCGACAACAGAUAGUCUCAGUGCUUUUAACACCUCAUACCUUCCUCGUGUACAACAUGAACAUGUCCCCCUGUCUUCGCAGACGAGCACCCCAACUCCGAGUCUCAGCUCCAGCCAAGUCGUACAACCAUCGUCGACGGAGCACUCCGAGCACUUUCUUGGUGCAGCCAGCCUCAUCACAUCAGCGCCCCAAACGUCUUUAGCAGUCAGUGCUGCAUCGACAGCCAUACCUACCACGACGGAUGUGACUUCUAACAACCACACCACUCCAUCGGACCCCGUAGACUUCACCCACGGCUCUAGCUCCAACACCCCCUUACGUACCAUCUUGGGCAGUGUGCUAGGUGGACUCGCCUUUGUUGCGCUCGCUCUAGUCUUAGGUUAUUACUUCAUGAGCUCGAAGCGACGCACUGGUCGAGGCUCUCCGAGUCCCAGCACCAGUGAAGAAGGCUUUACGGUGGAAAAGAUUCCUGCUGUGGCACUCCCAGAUGGUGCUUCUCGUCCAGGGUACCAAUUGCAUCGGUCCUUCCUUUCCGACUCCUCCUCGGUCCGCUCACUCCCCAUUCACGUGGCCAGAGUCCCCGUCUCCAAACCCGAAUACACCUACUACGACCCCCGCUCUUCCGCCAUCCCCCGCGCUGCAAACGCCAAUCCAUUCGUCGAGCCCCUCGAACUCACCUACAAGUCCACGUCAUCCCGUGGGACAACCGUUCAAAGCGACCGGGUGAUGCGCAACCCCUUCGCCGACUCCUAUCCCAGCCCGGGCAUCGCAUCCCCCGCCACCUCCACCUCUACCCACCUGCGCCAAUCGCAAAUGUCCCAGCAGCAACGCCCCGUGUCCAUUGCCUGGGGCGGCUCCAUCUACAGCGGCGGCGACGUCAGCCUGGGCAGCACGCUGAUCCUCCCCAAUGGCCGCAGCAGUGCCGGAAGCAGUCUCCUCAACCGACUUAGCUACCCGUUCACCGUCAACGAGCUCUCGGACGCCGGGGGUGGCGAGGGGUGUUAUGAUCCGGGCGCGCGGGUCAGCACGCGCAGCGACCCAUUCGAUCUGGAAUAUCCGGUCAAGGCGGCGGUCAUGCAUCGCCACAGUUCGACGACCAUCCCUCUCGCGCCGGUGUAG
This is a messenger RNA of Aspergillus japonicus CBS 114.51, 1443 nucleotides long. RefSeq lists its product as uncharacterized. Bases 1 to 1443 code for a protein of 480 amino acids. The record is from RefSeq and is a predicted model, not a curated record. Lineage: Eukaryota; Fungi; Ascomycota; Eurotiomycetes; Eurotiales; Aspergillaceae. The transcript has a single exon.